GUGUUCCCUGUGUGCGCGCAGGGCCCGGGGAUCGUUCCCAGCUGUUUGUCACUCAGUCUGUUCCUGCACCAGCUGCUGCUGCUCCUCGCUCUCUACGAUGGGGGUGCGGCCUGCAGUCACUUACACAAUCGGCAUUUUCUGCAUUAUUCUCUUAAUAGCGAGCAUUGCACUCCUAGUUACUAACGUCUUCGUUGAUAUUGUCGAUAAGUAUGUUAAAAAGGAAGUGCAACUGAAGAAUGAUACGGUUGCCUUUGAGACUUGGAAAAAUCCCCCUCCACCAAUUUACAUGCAGUUUUACUUCUUUAAUGUUACAAAUCCGGAAGAGAUACUAAAUGGGGGAAAGCCCUUUCUUGAAGAAAAAGGCCCCUACACUUACAGAGAAUAUAAACCGAAAGAAAAUGUGACUUUUCUGGAUGAUGGACAGAAGGUAUCUGCUAUCACCACGAAGACCUAUGUGUUUGUUCCUGAGUUAAGUAAUGGAGAUCCUGAGACGGACCUGAUUAGGACUGUGAAUAUUCCAGUUGUGACUGUAAUGAAUAUGGUAAGGUAUUCCAGUCUCCGGAUUUUACUGUUAAAUGGUCUGUUGAUUGCCGAAAGGGCUGGCAUUUUUACAACAAGAACAGUACACGAGCUCCUUUGGGGUUACAAAGAUCCAGUACUUUCAGCCAUCCACUUCCUCAAAAGGGACAUUGAUGAUGAAUUUGGACUCUAUUAUAAGAUGAACGGGACAGAUGAUGGUGAAUAUGUUUUUCUCACUGGGCAAAAAAGUUAUAAAAAUUUUACUACCAUUGUUGAAUGGAGAGGUAACAAGUCAUUGGACUGGUGGACAACAGGUGCGUGCAAUAUGAUCAAUGGGACUGAUGGAACGUCUUUCCACCCAUUGAUAACCAAAAAUGAAACGCUGCGCUUCUUUUCUUCAGACCUUUGCCGGUCUCUCUAUGCCAAUUUUGAGCAGGAGCUUAGUGUCAAAGGGAUACCAGCUAUGCGAUUUGUGCCACCAAAUGAGGUUUUUGCCAAUGUUACAGUCAACCCAGAAAAUGCAGGUUUCUGUGUUCCAUCUGGAAACUGCCUGGGAUCAGGUGUAUUGAACAUCAGCACUUGCAAGCAAGGGGCCCCUAUCAUUCUUUCAUCUCCACACUUCUACCAGGCAGAUAAAAAAUUUAUCGAUGAUAUUGAAGGAAUGCAUCCAAACAAGGCGAAUCAUGAAACCUUUCUGGACAUAAAUCCUCUUACAGGACUCCUCGUGAGGGCAGCAAAGCGAGUUCAGGUCAAUGUUUACAUUGAACCAAUAGCAGGAUUUAUUGAGAUUGAUAAAGUCAAAACACUUGUAUUUCCUGUGAUGUACCUCAACGAGAGUGUUUUGAUUGACAAUGUAUCAGCUGCUAAGUUGAACGCAAUGCUCCUGCAGUCUGAAGUAAUAACUGUGAUUCCAUUUAUGAUAAUGGGUCUGGGGAUUCUCUUUGGUUUGAUCUUCAUCAUUCUUGUGUGCACUAGUCGCAAUGAGGUUAAUGAGGCAUCCGAGGCAGAAAAGACACCCCUUUUGAAAUCGUCUUGAAACUUCAUGCCAGUAUUUCUGCAGCCUCGUUGAGUGAAACUAUGCAAAGGAUACAUGUUUGUUUUCUUCCCCAUUUUUUGGAAUUACCAUCGGUCUCAAAGUCUCACAGAGCACUGUCUGUUACCUUUAAUUUUAAAGUCUACUGACGUGAAUAACAGCUGAAAAUGUGUUGCUGGAAAAGCGCAGCAGGUCAGGCAGCAUCCAAGGAACAGGAGAAGGGCUU
This is a messenger RNA of Chiloscyllium plagiosum (whitespotted bambooshark), 1778 nucleotides long. RefSeq names its product lysosome membrane protein 2-like. Lineage: Eukaryota; Metazoa; Chordata; Chondrichthyes; Orectolobiformes; Hemiscylliidae. Gene Ontology annotation, molecular function: scavenger receptor activity. The record is from RefSeq and is a predicted model, not a curated record. Gene Ontology annotation, biological process: protein targeting to lysosome; receptor-mediated endocytosis. Gene Ontology annotation, cellular component: lysosome; cytoplasm; membrane.